GAUCAGGCAUCUAAAGACAAAGCCCUCCAGAACAUGGCAGCACUCUCUUCCGCACAAAUCGUCUCCCCGAGUAUGAUAAAGAAUCAUAUUCAGCCACUGUCUCCUGCCCCGUACCCACCAACCAGAUUCUGGCCGGCUCCAAUCCCAGUACAGCCUGGACCAUCUCAGGACACCAGGAUGGUUCUAGAUCUCAACCCGGGAAGGACUCCUGGGCCCGGCUGCACCAGCCAUGCCAUUAAACCAUUUGUACAACCCCCAUACCCAAACCUACCAGGCCCUGUACAACAACCCAUGCCAGCCUAUGAGCCCUUGCCGACCCCUCCUGCACCAACAGCUACCGCGGUCCCAGUGUGGCAGGAUCGGACAAUCGCGUCCUCCAAGCUGCGGAUGCUGGAGUACUCCGCUUUCAUGGAGGUCCAGAGAGACCCGGACAAUUACAGCAAACAUCUAUUCGUCCACAUUGGACAGACCAACCCCUCCUACAGUGAUCCGCUCCUCGAAGCUGUGGACAUUCGGCAGAUCUACGACAAGUUCCCAGAAAAAAAGGGCGGGCUCAAAGACCUUUACGAGAAAGGCCCCCAGAACGCUUUCUUUCUUGUAAAGUUCUGGGCUGACCUGAACAGCAGCGGGAUGCUGGAUGGUCCAGGUUCUUUUUAUGGCGUCAGCAGUCAGUACAGUAGCAUUGAGAACAUGACCAUCACCGUUUCAACCAAAGUCUGCUCGUUUGGCAAACAAGUUGUGGAGAAGGUUGAGACGGAAUACGCCCGUAUGGAGGGAGGAAAGUACGUUUACAGGAUCCACCGCUCCCCUAUGUGCGAGUACAUGAUCAACUUUAUCCACAAACUUAAACACUUGCCUGAGAAAUACAUGAUGAACAGUGUUCUUGAAAACUUCACAAUCUUACAGGUGGUGACGAACCGCGACACCCAGGAGACCCUUCUCUGUAUAGCAUUUGUUUUCGAGGUUUCCAACAGUGAACAUGGAGCUCAGUAUCACGUCUACAGACUCGUUAAAGAAUAACGGCAUCUGGAAAACCCAGCGAAAAAUGCCUGAUGCAAUCGCUCUUUGACAACCUCAUCCAUCCAGCAGAAACUACAACAAACAUUUUUAACAACCAUAGACCGAACUGACAUGGACACAUUUUAUGCUUUAAAGAAAAGAAUGCAAGAAAAAGUAAAAGUGUAAACGUGCCAAUAUGCAAAGAAAUAUUGAAGAACUGUGGACAACCAGCCAUUUUUCAUGUGUUUAAACAAUAUGAAGUGGGUCAUUCGUGAUUGAUGAAGCUUGAAAAGUUUUAUUGAGGGAACGAGAAUGUGGUUAGGGUGGAAAGGACUCUUAACAGUAACCAAGUGAACAUAAGAGAAGUGUACAUUGGACUGCAAAGUGGAGUAAAUUGGACCACAGAAGGAGGAAAACCAGAAGCAAGUUGUUAAAAGUUUGUGAGGAAAGCAAGUGCCUUGUUUUUACCAAAGGUUAUAUCAUUGCCUGCCACUUUGAAUUGCCUGUUUUUUUUACUACCUCUUAUUUUCAAAUGAACGUAAAAUAUUCUUACACGUAUUUUGUUACAAAAAUAAUAGAAGUAAAAUUCUGUUCAGCAUCUGUGGAGGCUGUUUUGGAGGAAAUGGGAUAACCCAAGUGUAAUGUAGCCUGUUUUCCAAAAUAAGAUUAAAAAAAAUAUAUACAUUAAAAAAACAUCCCAAGUUUUAACAAUCCAAGUGUAUUGGGGGAAAUUAAUUUUGUUGUUGUGUUGCAAGGUUCUGCUUUUUUUUUAUCUUUUACUACUCGGAUACAAAUCAGGUCUUACCAGCAUCUAUCUGUUACUGACAAUUGACACUAAGGAUGUUUGUAAAGUUGCUAUGCUGACAUGAAGCCAGGACUUUGCCUUCCUUACGAGACCCCUAUUAUCUCCCUCUUUUUGAAGACGCGUGCUUGGAUGCACUUGUAUUGAACUACGACAGGGGUUUGCAACAACAGCAGUGCUUAUUUUCUGACUUGAGGUAUGUAGCGUAACUCAGUUUUAACAAAGUGUUCAUUCUUUACUGUGAGCAGCGGAUGCUAAAGGAAUAUGUGUUA
Nematolebias whitei (Rio pearlfish) is the source of this 2073-nucleotide messenger RNA. It is a transcript of the gene tead3b, whose product is annotated as TEA domain family member 3 b. Gene Ontology annotation, cellular component: transcription regulator complex. The record is from RefSeq and is a predicted model, not a curated record. Gene Ontology annotation, molecular function: DNA-binding transcription factor activity, RNA polymerase II-specific; RNA polymerase II cis-regulatory region sequence-specific DNA binding. Gene Ontology annotation, biological process: hippo signaling; regulation of transcription by RNA polymerase II; embryonic organ development. NCBI's taxonomy places the organism in Eukaryota, Metazoa, Chordata, Actinopteri, Cyprinodontiformes, Rivulidae.